Molecule: messenger RNA, 7124 nt
Organism: Entelurus aequoreus (snake pipefish)
Lineage: Eukaryota; Metazoa; Chordata; Actinopteri; Syngnathiformes; Syngnathidae
Product: arf-GAP with GTPase, ANK repeat and PH domain-containing protein 1-like
Exons: 20
Coding region: 396-4007 (1203 amino acids)
Cellular component (GO): nucleus
Molecular function (GO): GTPase activator activity; protein binding; GTPase activity
Source: RefSeq, a predicted model, not a curated record
GAUGCGGUGAUCGAGAGGAGCAGGACACAGGCGCACACGAGGAAGCAUCGCCAGUUAUUUCUCCUCCUUUUUGGGGAGGGGGUGCGCAUGCAUAACAACAGAUGUUUUUUUUCCUUCUUUCUGCCAGCAUCACCCGGCAGCGCUUUCUUAUGCAUGACAUUGUCAAAUGGAGGCUCCAGCUGCAAGACGCAUCGUGACAAGUGAAUGACUUCCAUUUUUUUCUCCCUCCUGGCUGGCUCCAUAUUCCUUUUUUUUUUUUUUUACAUGAUUGGAUCGAUCGUCCCUUGAUUGUCAGCCGAAUCUUUCAUUUGUGCACCGGUCGACAAAUAUGACGCCAUGACUGAGGUUCUCCUGGUCAGAGAGCAGGUGCUGCUGUGCUGAGCUCUGCUGUCUCGAUGAGCAACGCCGACAACCCACAGAAACGCACCACCUACCUCAUCUCCCUCACUCUGGUGAAGGUUGAGGCUCUGCCGGAGCAGGAGGAUGCAGAGGUGAAGGAGCCCCGUCCAGAGGGGGAAGGGAAGAAGGAGGAGGAGGAGGUGAGAAGAGGCCCCAAAGAGGAGGAUGGAUGUGUUGGUCCACAAGUUGUGGAUAAAGAGAGCGCACAAGUGGAAGAAGAAGUGGAGCAGGUGCAGGUCAAGUAUGGCAGCCCUAAUGAGAAUUGGGGGAAAGCCGAGCGCAGAGACUUAAAAGACGUUGUUCUGCCUGUUAAAAGCAAGGACCCUUCCGUGGUCCACCCAGCGGCGAGGCAAAUGGUGAAGGUGUACAGCGGGAGCAGCUUCGAGGCUACCGUCCGCAGAGAGGGCCUUCGCUCCGACGCCUCGCGCCCCAAGACGGAGCUCUACCGCGAGCCUCCCAGGCUCUACCUCAAAGGUGAGAACGGAGCGGAGCUGAGCAACCGCUCGCGCUGCAGCCUCCCGUUUUCCAUCCCGCCUCAGGUGAGCCAGCGCCCCGAAGUGCUGAUGAGGUCGCACGUGGGGGCCAACUCUGCAUGCUGGAGGGACGCCAGAGACGCCAACAGCAGUUUGUAUCACUCUGCCAAGACUCUAGAGCGCAGGGAGCAGCCCCCCUUGGUGGCGGCAACGACUCUGGGGCCUUACAGGGCGUCCUGGGCCGACAGCGACGGGAGGGGAACGCUCAUUCGUCCUGCGGCUCCCCUCAGUGGAGGCUAUUCCGGGAUAAUGAACAGGGAUAACUCUCACGAAGAAAGGUUUAAGGUUUCCCUGGCUGCACCUGCCACCUCCGAUGGGAACCGACCUCAGCGGAAAGGAACAAGUCGAACCCUGGACAACAGCGACUUGCACUGCCUCUCUGAGGACGCCAGGAGGGGGAAGGAGGGCCAAGGAGGAACGAUCCAGAGAGCUCCUCCACGUGACCGCAAGAUGCUCAAGUUCAUUAGUGGGAUUUUCACCAAAAGUGCAGCUGGGCCACCGAAUGUCAGCACUGCAUCUGCCCUCUAUCCAGCUGUGGAGAGGGGCUCCAGCGAGGAGGAGGCUGCAUGCACCAGCAGCCAGGAAUGGACCAUCACUCAAACUGUACAAGAACUUCACCUGGCUGUGUUGGGAGGUCUAUGCAGUGGGAAGUCGGCUCUGGUCCACAGACACUUGACAGGAAGUUAUCUGGCACUGGAGAAUGCUGAGGGGCACCAGUACAUUAAAGAUGUCCUUGUUGACGGACAGAGCCACCUGUUGAUCAUCAGAGAAGAGACAGAACUCCCAGGAGCCCAGUUUGCCAGUUGGCUCGACGCUGUCAUCCUGGUCUUCAGUUUGGAAAACGAGGCCAGCUUCCAGGAAGUGUACAAGAUCUACCACCAGCUCGCUCUCCACCGGCCAGUCGCUGAGAUACCUUUCGUAGUGGUCGGCACGCAGGACAAGAUCAGCAGCAGCAACCCUAGAGUUAUAGACGACGCCAGGGCCAGACAGCUGUGCUCGGACGUGCGGCGAUGCACCUAUUAUGAAACCUGCGCCACGUAUGGCCUCAACGUCAACAGAGUCUUCAAUGAUGCUGCUCAGAAGAUCAUGGCUGCCAAGAAGCAAGCUGCCUUACUGGCUUCCUGCAAAUCCCUUCCCAACUCUCCGAGUCACUCUGGAGGCUCCACUCCAGUGUCGGGUGUCUUUCCAGGACAGGCCAGCAAUGGGGGUCAGAGUAGCGAUUACUCCUCAUCACUUCCUUCCACCCCCGUGAUUAGCCAUAAAGAGAUUGGCCGGUCUGCACGAGGGGAGAAACAGGACAGUGGCACUCCCGGUUCGAUCCGCAGCGCCACCCGGCGACGCACGGCACGUUUUGCGGGUCGCAGAGGCAGUGACUCAGCCAGGCGAAGUGCAGACUGCAAAGAUGUGGGCAGCGGACGCUUUAUUCCUAUCAAGCAGGGCUUUUUGCUCAAGCGCAGCGGAAACUCGCUCAACAAAGAGUGGAAAAAGAAAUACGUGACCCUCUCCAGCGACGGCAUACUGUCGUACCACUCCAGCGUCAAUGACUACAUGCUGAAUACCCCCGGGAAAGAAAUGGACCUGUUGCGAGUGACUGUGAAGGUGCCGGGCAAGCGCCCCCCUCGCGCCACACCCUCUGGCGGGCCUCCAGUCGGGCUCAAUGGGAGGGUGAAAGAUGGCCCUGAAGGUGUCAGCCUGGUUCCUGUCAGCGCCAGCAGCUUCCUGCAAGUGGAUGACAUGGACGGGCUGGGAAGCGCACUCUUCCUGAGGAGUAACAGAGGAGUGCAACGUUGCGCCUCGAGUGUCUCCAACCAUGCUCAAAGUGUCGACUCUGCAUUUGAGGGCGUAUCCAGCUCUUCAUCCACCAAAGACGUGGGCUCCACGUCCCCAGUGGAGGACAGAAAAAAGCAUCGCAGGAAGAAGAGCACGAACCAGAAAGGGGACGCCACCAUUGGCCAAGCAGAUGCCAAGCGCAAAAUGUGGAAGCUGAAAAGCUUUGGUAGCUUAAGAAACGUGAGCAAAACAGAGGAAGAGAACAAUGACUUCCUCGUUGUGUCGAGUUCGGGCCAGACGUGGCACUUUGAAGCCCAGAGUGUGGAGGUGAGGGACUCCUGGGUCCAGGCCAUCGAGAGCCAGAUCCUGGCCAGCCUGCAGCUGUGCGAGAGCAGCAAAAACAAGGUUCGCAAAAACAGUCAGAGUGAGGCAGUGGCUCUGCAGGCUAUUCGCAACGCCAAGGGCAACAAUUUUUGUGUCGACUGCGACGCUCCAAAUCCGACGUGGGCCAGUUUGAACCUCGGCGCCCUGAUUUGCAUCGAGUGCUCGGGCAUCCACAGAAACUUGGGAACUCACGUGUCCCGCGUUCGCUCUCUGGAUCUCGACGAUCUGCCCCAAGAGCUCACGCUGGUCCUCAGCGCCAUUGGCAACCACAUGGUUAACUGCAUAUGGGAGGCGCGCACAAUGGGCCACCGUAAACCCACGCCUGAUGCCACCCGGGAAGAACGUGAGUCAUGGAUUCGAGCCAAAUAUGAGCAGAAACUAUUUGUGGCGCCCUUGCCUCCUCCGUCUCCUAACGAGGGUCCAGACAUCACGCUGUCGGGUCGUCUCCUGUUGGCUGUGAUGGAGCACAACCUCCCCAAAUUGCUGCUGCUUUUGGCCCACUGCACCAAGGAAGACGUCAAUGGCGCCCCCAGCAUGACGCUCUCCUCCAGGUCGCUCCCGGCAUUGCGGCUGCCCGGCUCAGCUCUUCACGCCGCCUGUCAGCAGGCCAAUGUGGUGAUGACACAGCUUCUUGUGUGGUAUGGCUGUGAUGUUCGUUGUCGGGACAUUCAGGGUCAAACGGCGCUGACCCUGGCUCGCAUGGCGGCCAGCCAAGAGUGCGCCGACAUCCUGCUGCAGUACGGCUGUCCCAACGAACCCGCCCCUUCCGUCGCCACGACCGGCGGAUUUGUAUCAGCCGCCGCCCCCGGCUUUCCCGUCGCCAUGACGCAGAGCCUGACGGUGGCCACCACUCUAAAGAUCUCGCACAAGAGCGGCGGCACCAGCUUCAACUACAGCACUUCGAGAAGAACCGUGUCAUAAUGGAGAGAUGGGAUCAAGGACGGAAUAAGGGUGUCGCCAGACGUGGGAGAACUGCUGUGAGGAAGCAACACACACGCUGGCUAAUGCCACAAACAUUUUAUUGACUGCUCUUUCUUUGCAGCUCAUUUAAAGUACAACACCAAUUUAUUCUUCAAUCAAGUAUGGCGAUCCACCUAAACAUAUAAAUGUAAACAACUGCAAUAAGAUGGUAUUAACUGCUAUGUACAGGGUGUACAGUGGGAAAAUAAGUAUUUGAUCCCAUGCUGAUUUAAUAAGAUACCCUCUUACAAAUAUAUGAACUGUCCAGAAUUAUUAUGGUAGGUUUAUUCAGACCAAACAUGUCGAGGUGAUGCCAAAAAGGUCAAGUUUGGUCUCAUGUGACCACAUCACUCUCUACCAAGCCUACUAGAUUUUACAGAGCGAUUUCAAGACCUCUAAAUCUGGUAGUGAAAACUACAACUAGGAUGCUUGUUACACGCAAACAGCUGGUGUGUGAUAAGUACAAUACUUACAGUUUAAACAUUUUGUAGGGCUCAACAAAAGACAAAUCUGGCACAUUCAACUUAAUGGCAAAGACUACUUUCUGACUACGGCAACACACUAGUACAAACUUAAAUUAAUGCAUACCGUACUUGCAAAUGAGACGUAAGAAGUAUAAUAAAACAAGAUAUACUAUUAUAUUAUAAGAAGGUCUAGGUCAUUGGUGUCAAAGUCAAGGCCCACGGGCCAGAUCCGGCCCGCAAAUAAAUUAUCGAAGGCCCCUGGGAUGAUAUUUGAUUAGUAUUAGAACCGGCCCGCAGGCCACAGCCACCUGCUACUGUUUUGCACGCAAAAAUACUCCAUCAGUGUUGGCGCUAGAUAUUUUCAAAAUGGGAUCCCAGGGACCCCAUCAAGUCAUAAAAAUGGGGUCCCAGAAUACAUUUUUGGGGUCCCACUUUUUUGUAACCGUUUUGAAAACAAAUGGUAAAUGUAUGCAUUAUCCUGUUAUAUCUCACAUUCUAUAUUGUGUUUUGGAAAAAGGUUGUUAUAAAUGUUACUUAAUUCAUUAAACAAAAUAAUACAAAAAAAAAAAAAAAUGUAUGCAUAUGUAAAUUUAUUCAGUUAUAAACCUUGAUUCACUUUUUUCUUUCCUUCAUGGAUCUAAACUUUACAGCUGCCGGUAUUUUUUUCUAUAUUUUUACUGUAAUAUUUUCGGAAUGUGUUUGUUCUAUUUUUAGCCAAAGUAAGACAAAGAAAACAAUCUGAAGUUGUCUUUAUUUUAACAUUUUAAUGCCAUGAAUUUAAUAGCCCGGCCCGCGUGUGCACAGAUUUUCCUCCAUGCGGCCCCUGAGCUCAAAUGAGUUUGACACCCCUGGCUAGGUCAAUAAAUCAAUUAAUAAAACGAUGAAUGAAAAUUAAUUCGAUAAGUUUGCCUUCAUCCAUAGAUUGCAAUGUUUGACUGGUAUUUUGUUUGGUGUUAUUCCAAUUGUGGUUUCUUUCUCACCAAGCUUUUUGUUGAUGGUCUUGUAAUUCAUUACAGUCCCGCGCAGGUUUAUUAGUGAAAUCAUGACCGGUUUUUAGUAUUUUCUUCCCUUUCCGAUUUUUUCCGCUCCAAUUGUUCAGUUCAGUUCAGUUGAUUUUGAUCAUGCAUACAAUACAAUUACAAUUACAGUAUGUCCGAAAAGGAGUAGGAAGAAGCAGAGCUUAUUUAAUAUUUAAUAAUUGUGGUUUCUUUCUCACACAAGCUUCUUGGUAAUGGUCUUGACAACUUGCCCAUGGUCUUGGAGGGGUUUGAAUGGAAGAGACCUUGUCUUCUAUCCAAAUAACUAGUUAAAAUUAGGAUUAAUUUCUUAAAUGAAUUGCUUUGCUUCAUUGGUUAAAUCACCAAAAUGAUUCCCGAGCGCGGCCACCGCUGCUGCUCACUGCUCCCCUCACCUCCCAGGGGGUGGAACAAGGGGAUGGGUCAAAUGCAGAGGGUAAUUUCACCACACCUAGUGUGUGUGUGUGUGUGUGUGACUAUCCGUGGUACUUUAACUUUAACCAAUAUUUUCUAAAUCAAAAACAAACCAUUUUUAUAACUUUUCAUUCAUUUUUUUAUUCUCUUUGUUAAAAACUCCACCAUAAAAGUUCUGUACUUUUCAUAUGGUUCAAUAAAACUGGGUCAACUUGCAAAAUCAGCAGGGGAUCAAUUCCUUCCAUUUUGACUGUAUCUGCCACUUCAGAGGUGUGUCACACUCAAAGAGAGUGUAAAUAUUGUCUGUUCUUCUCAAAGUUGCCCCAAUUGUUUUAAAAGAAAAUCUAGAAAUACGAUGACGAAAUUCUAUGAAUCUAAUAAAAACAACAAGAUUGUUAUGGUACAUUUUGUACAGUAGCUGGUUCUGUGUACAAAAGUGGCUCACAAAGAGAUUAUUGCUUUGGUGUUCCUUUGAUAAUGAACUCUUGAAAAGCUCAAGACUUCAGAUUUCUAUUGAAUGUUUGUAUCACUGUGCGCGGCAUAAACCACUGUACAGCAGGGCCGUCCAAACUUUGAAGGAUGCGGGGGGCCACUUUGAUACGUUUUGUACAUGAUAGAUGCUAAAAGCAACAACUAAACAUCCACACCUUAGCUUUGUGGAACACAAAGCCAAUUAGUGCAAUAUCUAAUAACAAAUUCCUUUUAUUUUUACAAUAUCCCAAUUUACAAAAACGAGCUGCGAGCCCCGGCCCACCCUUUGGAGACCCCUGCUGUACAAGAUUUGUGCGUAAAAUACCUUGAAAGCAAAGGAAAAUGCCUUCGUCUCAACUGAAUGUACUGACAAAUAUAUGGCGACGAGGUGCAGCUUUAAUGGACGUCUAAACUGCUGUGACUCCUAGAGAUUAAAGGUAUUGUUUAUGAUUCAAUAAUAGUUUGUUUUCAAAUGUACUUAACCAUCAGAGUGAGCACUGCAAUGAAUGUUUUCCAAUUAGGAAAAGAGGAACGUCGCCCGUGUGGCGAUUUAAAGAGUAGCAUAAAAGGCGGUCAUCCAUCUGUGUGUGGUGUAAUUUUGUGUUCAUCUAUAAUGACCGGUGAUGAAGUGUAACAUGUCCGUGCUGUAAAAGUUGAUUCAUUUGUAUUUUUUUACCCAUGCAAUGAUUCAUAAAACAGUCAUUAUUGAUACA